AUGGCCCGGGACGAUGAGCGUGAGGAGCGCGACCGCGAACGCGGUGACCGAAAGGAGAAGAAGGAAAAGAAGAAGAGGCGAAGCGCGUCCUCGGAAUCUGCCGAACGAAGCCGGGAGCGCGAGAAGCGACGCCGUAAGCAGCAGCAGCAGGUGGUCAACAAGAACAGAAAGGCUGGCGAAGGAGGCGUAGGUGGACAGAGUAUGUUUUGGGAUGGCUUCCAAUGGGUGCCAAGGGCCGACACGGGAAUUACCAAUGACAUCAACGCCUCGCGCAAGAACAGGCGUUUGUACCUGGGCAACUUGCCAUACCACCUGGGCGUCACCGAGGACUCCUUUUCCAAGCAGCUGUACGAGACGAUGCGUGAUCGAAGCAUGUGCAACGAUCCGAAUCAGAACCCUGUGCUGCACGUGUGGUUCGCGCGUGACAAAGGCGCCAACUACGGUUUCUGCGAGAUCGCGUCUCAGGAAGAGACUGAAAGGGCUUUACAGCUGGAUGGCAUGUUGGUACUGGGAGUGCCCGUGUCCAUCAAGCGGCCCAACGAUGCCGUCAGCCCAUUAGGAAUGAUUGGUGGAGUUCCAGUGGGCAUGCAGAUGCCUGGCCAGGGAGGCAUGUUGGCCUUACCUUCAGCACAGGUCUCUUGGCCGACUGCAAAGGCAGCCGAAGCCGGGAAGUCUCAUUGGACUUGA
Molecule: messenger RNA, 687 nt
Organism: Cladocopium goreaui
Lineage: Eukaryota; Dinophyceae; Suessiales; Symbiodiniaceae
Source: the annotation of a GenBank genome assembly